Messenger RNA from Alosa sapidissima (American shad), 1683 nucleotides. Its product is annotated as hemopexin-like. Gene Ontology annotation, biological process: heme transport; intracellular iron ion homeostasis. Lineage: Eukaryota; Metazoa; Chordata; Actinopteri; Clupeiformes; Clupeidae. Gene Ontology annotation, molecular function: heme transmembrane transporter activity. The transcript has 10 exons. Bases 43 to 1380 code for a protein of 445 amino acids. The record is from RefSeq and is a predicted model, not a curated record.
CUGAUCUCUCUCCAGAGAGUUGCACCAGAGGUCCUGCUCACCAUGAAGCUACUCUUCCAGACGCUGUGUCUCUGCCUGGCCCUGGCGCUGGGUCGCGCCGCACCCACACAUGAUCUGAUGAUGGCAGACCAUCACCAUGGAGAUCAUGGCUCUGCGGGCCACCAUGAUGCUGUACUGGAUCGCUGUGAGGGAAUCGAGUUUGAUGCCAUCGCCCCAGAUGAGAGUGGAGUCAUGCUCUUCUUCAAGGGUGACCAUGUGUGGAAGGGUUUCCAUGGGCAACCAGAGUUGAUCAACUCCUCGUUUAAGGAAGUGGACGAGCAUCAACAUCUGGGCCACGUGGAUGCUGCCUUCCGUAUGCACUAUCCUGAUAACACGGACCAUCACGAUCACACAUUCCUCUUCCUGGAUGACAAAGUCUUCAGUUAUUACCAGCAGUCCCUGGAGAAGGGCUUUCCAAAAGAUAUAUCUGAGGUGUUCCCUGGGGUGCCCAGUCAUCUGGAUGCAGCGGUGGAGUGCCCUAAAGGAGAAUGCGUGACCGACUCCGUUCUCUUCUUUAAGGGAAACACAGUGUACCUCUACGACACCAGGACCAAGACGGUGAAGUCCAAAGAGUGGUCGCACUUGCCCAACUGCACCUCCGCCCUCCGCUGGCUGGAGCAUUAUUACUGCUUCAGCGGACAUGAGUUCACCAAAUUCCACCCAGUCACUGGCACCGUGGUGGGCAGUUACCCAAAAGAUGCCCGCAGGUACUUCAUGCGCUGCCCAAACUUAGGCCAUGGCCAUGGAACCAAUGACACAUCGCGAGAUCUCUGCAAAAAUGUCACAGUGGACGCCAUCACCUCGGAUGACAUGGGCAAGGCUUAUGUAUUCAAAGGUCCUAUUUAUAUGAGGUUGGACACACACCGGGAUGGUUGGCAUCCAUUCCCCAUCAGCAACACCUGGAAGGAAGUGACUGGAGCUGUGGAUGCUGUCUUCACUUAUGAUGGAAAAGUCUACAUCAUCAAGGGAGACCAGGUGUACAUUUACAAAUCAGGUCCAGGUUACACACUAAUUGAAGGGUACCCCAAAAGCCUGAAAGAGGAGUUGGCCAUUGAGGGGCCUGUGGAUGCAGCUUUUGUCUGUGGACAGCAUGAGAUUGCACACAUCAUCAAAGAUGAAAAGAUGUAUGAUGUUGAUCUGACAGUGACUCCCAGAGUCGUGGAUAAAGAAGCUCACCUGCCCUUCAAAAAGGUGGAUGCUGGCAUGUGUGGUCCAGAUGGGGUGAAGAUUUUUGUGCAGGACGAUUUCUAUCGUUACGAGACACCUCAAGUCCUGGCCUUCAGCAAAAUCCGCCCUGAGCCACACAAAAUCUCCAAGGAAAUACUGGGCUGUAACCACUAGGGGGAGCUGCAACCACACACAUUCAUAUCCAGAGUUGGGGUUAGAGAAAGACAGAGGGGGAGGGGGAGCACACAAGCAUAACAGUUACAUUUAUUUCAAUAUAUUAUGGGUCAGGGAGAAUACUUAUUGCCACACAUUCCUACUUAAUGUAUGGAAGAUUAUGUGACUUUGCUACCUCAGUCUUGCUUUGUUACUAUGUGUUUUAAUCCCAGAUUUUAUUUGUUGUUAAACAUAUUAAACAUAGCUCUCCCAUUGGUUAUAUUAAAAAGAAUAAUACAAUUAAAGUGAUAAAAGAAACACUUC